Molecule: messenger RNA, 6316 nt
Organism: Pongo pygmaeus (Bornean orangutan)
Lineage: Eukaryota; Metazoa; Chordata; Mammalia; Primates; Hominidae
Product: small ribosomal subunit protein eS1-like
Exons: 1
Coding region: 3909-4703 (264 amino acids)
Biological process (GO): translation
Cellular component (GO): ribosome
Molecular function (GO): structural constituent of ribosome
Source: RefSeq, a predicted model, not a curated record
CUGAGAGAUUUUUCAUUCAACAUUUUUUUUUUUUUUUUGAGAUGGAAUUUCGCUCUUGUUGCCCAGGCUGGAGUGCCAUGGCACGAUCUUGGCUCACUGCAACCUCCGCCUCCCGGGUUCAAGCAAUUCUCCUGCCUUAGCCUCCCAAGUAGCUGGGAUUACAGGCAUGCGCCACCACACUUGGCUAAUUUUGUAUUUUUAGUAGAAACAGGGUUUCACCAUGUUGGUCAGGCUGGCCCCAAACUCCUGACCUCAAGUGAGCCACUGUGCCCGGCCCAUUCAACAUUUUUCUAAGAUUCAUUCAUAUUGUCAAGUAUUGCUGUAUGAUAUUCCAUUGUGUGACUGUACCACAAUUAUUCUCCUGACAGUAAUUAUUUAGGUUGGUUCUAGUUCAUCUUUGAACGUUCUUGUAGAUAUAUCCUGGUACACAUGUGCAAGAGUUUUUCUUGGUUAUCUUCUGUCGAAUAACUUAACAGAAGAACCUCUGAAUUUUACAAAAAUGAUGAAACAGCAUUAUUUCCCUUGAGAAAUAUUACUUUCUUAUUAACUCAUCUUAAAUCAUACUGUGUUUAUUUAUACUAAUGGAAAACCUACCUUACAAAAUGUGCAGUUAACUGUUAUAACUUUUCAUUCAUUCUUUCAUUGAUUUAAUUUUAUACAGACAUUAAUGACUGUAAUAUGUUAGGUUUCAUGCUAGCAGGAAAAUAUAAGCAGUAAAGGAGAUAGACAAGCAAACCAACAAUUAAGUAAUAAUAACUAUUUAUUGAAAGCUUAUUAUGCCAGGCAUCGUGUUAAGCAAUUUAUAUGCAUUACCUCUAUAUUAGUCUGCUAAGGCUGCUGUAACAAAAGACUACAAACUAAGUGGCAUCAACAACACAAAUUUAUUAUCUCAAAGUUUUCAGGGCAAGAAGUCCAAGAUCAGUGUGUCAGCAGGGUUGUUUCCUUCUGGGGGCUUUGAGGGAGAAUCUGUUGCAUGCCUCCUUCCUACCUUUUGGUUAUUGGAUGGCAAUUUUUGACCUUCCUUGGUGUAUAUUAUCAGCAUCCUGAUCUCUGCCUUCAUCUUCAUGUCGUGUUCUUGCUGUCUGUGAGUCUGUCUUCAAAUUUUCCCUUUUUAUAGGGACACCAGUCCUACUGAAUUAGGACCUAUUCUGAUGACCUCAUUUUAACUUGUCAAACAUCCCAUCUCUAAAUAAGGUUAAUUCUGAGGUACUAGGGGUUGAGACCUCAACAUAUGAAUUUAUGAGGGGCACAGUUCAACGUAACAAUCUCUUAGUCUUUCCAACAAUCCUGUGUAACUCUGUCAAACUUUGAUGUGCUAGUCAUGUUAUAGAGUAUGUUGCUGUGUAAAAACCCUAGCUAUCAAAAAGUAGUUUCUGCCCAGGUCCAAAAAGAAUGGCAUAGACUCACUUUUCCCUGUUCCUUCCCUCUAAAUAUAACUAAAUACCCUGGAAAUUAUUUAGCAUACAAUUAUAAUUGGAUUAUAAAUGCCAGAAAGAAGGUGAGCUGGCUAGAGACCUCGGGACUUGAGAAAUAACACUGGGGUUCUCUGGGUUUUCUGUCUCCCAUAUAUCUUGGACUGGGUAUGAGAGAGGCCUGCAACCCAGAAUCACUAUAGACAAAAAACAAUAUUAAACAAGAAAAGCCUGCUCUUACUCAUUAAAGGACUGGAAAAGGGGAAUCCCAACAAAGAUAGGGAACCUCAACAUUUUCCUGACACCAGGGACCUGAUGAGUGAUUCAAGCUCAGGACAGUGGUGAAGCCUCAGGCUAUCCCAGCCCCACUCCACAACUUGUUCAUGGUACCUCCACCAUGGAAGUCUCCCAGCAACAGCCGGUAGCCCAGAGAAGCAACUUCCAUUCUCACAAGACAGCAGCAGCAGUGAUUGAACAGGAGCUCUGGAAGCACCAGAAGAAUGAAGCAGACCAGCAGAGUAUCACAAGUUUUCAGAAAACCGAACUGCAAUUGGAACUAAAGCCCACAAAAGUAGGCUAGAAGCCGAUUGCUAAACUUUGACAGGCUACUUCCUGCAUAAAAUAGAUUAAGCAGGACUGUGAGUCUUCUAACAUAAUAACUUGUCAAACCAAGCUGAAUGCAGCAAAAACACAAUUUGUGUGAGAAAUGACAUUGAUUUGACAUUCAUAUCAAGAUGAAUCAGAUGUAGGAAUUACCUGACAAGGGUUUUAAAGUUGCUGUGAUAGAAAUGCUUCAACAAUCAAUUAUCUUAAAUUAUCUUAAAAUGAUAAAAAGGGAAAACCUCAGCAAACAAAUAGAAGUUUUAAGGAAGAAUUAAAUGGAAAUUAUAGAACUGAAAAACACAAUAAUCAAAAUUAAGAUUCACAGAUAAGACUGAGUAGUACAGUGGAGAUGAUGACAGAAGAUAGAAUCAGUGAACUUGAAGACAUACCAGUUCAGUUCUCUAUCUGAACAACAGAGAGUAAAAAUUUCAGUCUCAAGAAUUUAUAGGACAAUACAAAAAUUUAACAUUGUAUCUUCAAAGCUUAAAGGACAGGAGAAAGUAUGUGACUGAAAAAUAUAUUUGAAGAAAUAAUGACUGAAAAUUUCUCACCUAUAGAUUUAAGAAGCUGAGCAAACCGUACAAUAAGAUAAACUCGAAUCCACACUAAGAAAUGUUUUUAAAAAGACAAAUCUGAAAAAUGGGAGAGAGAAAUGACACAUUCCAUAUGAAAGUACACCAAUUUGAAUAACAGCAGGUUUCUCAUCUGAAACCAUGGAGUUUAGAAGGAAGUGGUACAACAUUUUUCAGGUGCUGAAAGAAGAAAAAGUACUAUCAAUCUUUAAUUCUAUAUCUGACCAAAACUGUCCUUUUGGAAUGAAGUGGAAAUAAAGACAUUCUCAAAUGCAGGAAACUAAAAGAAUUUGUUUGUAAUAGAGCAAAAUUAAGUUACUAAGGACAAAGAGAUAAAAAGAGACAUAGUAACAAAAGAAUCAUGCACUAAGAAGUUAUUGCAAUCCUAAAUAUAUAUACACCAAAUAACCAUACUUUAAAAUAUAGAGAGCAGAAACUAACAGAGCUGAAAGAAGAAAUAAACAGGUUCACAAUUACAGUUGAGACUUGAACAUCCUGCUCUCAGCAAUUGAUAGAACUACUAGACAGAUAAUCAGCAAGGAUAUAGAAUAGCUAAACACCAUCACUAACCACCAAGAUCUAAUUUGCACUUACAGAAUAUUCCACCCCACAAUAGCAAAAUACACAUUUUAAGCACCCAUCAAAAAUUCAUCAAGAUAAUAUACUGAAUUAUAAAACCUUUACAAAUAUAGAGAACAGUGGAAUUAAACUAGAAAUCAGUAGCAGGAAGGUGACAGGAAAAUCUCCAAACAUUUAAAAAUUAACACACUUUUAAAUAAACCAUGGGUCAAAGAGGAAAUCUGAAAGGAAAUUUAGAUGUACGUAGAACAGAAUGGAAAUAGACACACAACGCACAAAAAUUUGUGAGAUAGAGCUGAAGCACUUCUGUGAGGGAAAUUUAUAGCACUAAAUGCAGACAGUAGAAAAGAAGAAAUGUCUCAAAUCACUGUAAAUUCCUAACUCAAAAUACUAGGAAAAAAAAAAGAGCAAAGUAUUCCCAAAUCAAGCAGAAUAAAGUAAUUAAGAACAGAUAUUGAUAAAAUUGAGACCAGUAAUACUAUAAUGUAAUGAAACAAAAAACUGACUCUUAGAAACAUAAAAGUGAAUUUGAUAAGUCUCUAGCAAAAUUGACAAAGAUAAAGAUGCAAAUCACCAAUAUCAGAAAAAAAUGGGUAUAAUUAUAGAUCUUGUAACAAUUAAAAGGAUAAAUUCAACUUUACAUUCACAAAUUCAACAACUUAGAAGAGAUGAACCAAUCCUAUAAAAAUCGUAAACUACCAAAACUUAGCCAAGUUGCCCUUUUGGCUCUCUGACCAGCACCAUGGCGGUUGGCAAGAACAAGCACCUUACGAAAGGCGGCAAAAAGGGAGCCAAGAAGAAAGUGGUUGAUCCAUUUUCUAAGAAAGAUUGGUAUGAUGUGAAAGCACUCGCUAUGUUCAAUAUAAGAAAUAUUGGAAAGACGCUCGCCACCAGGACCCAAGGAACCAAAAUUGCAUCUGAUGGUCUCAGGGGUCGUGUAUUUGAAGUGAGUCUUGCUGAUUUGCAGAAUGGUGAAGUUGCAUUUAGAAAAUUCAAGCUGAUUACUGAAGAUGUUCAGGAUAAAAACUGCCUGACUAACUUCUAUGGCAUGGAUCUUACCCGUGACAAAAUGUGUUCCAUGGUCAAAAAAUGGCAGACAAUGAUUGAAGCUCAUGUUGAUGUCAAGACUACCGAUGGUUAUUUGCUUCGUCUGUUCUGUGUUGGUUUUACUAAAAAACGCAACGAUCAGAUACGGAAGACCUCUUAUGCUCAGCACCAACAGGUCUGCCAAAUCCGGAAGAAGAUGAUGGAAAUCAUGACCCGAGAGGUGCAGACCAAUGACUUGAAAGAAGUGGUCAAUAAAUUGAUUCCAGACAGCACUGGAAAAGACAUAGAAAAGGCUUGCCAAUCUAUUUAUCCUCUCCAUGAUGUCUUCGUUAGGAAUGUAAAAAUGCUGAAGAAGCCCAAGUUUGAAUUGGGAAAGCUCAUGGAGCUUCAUGGUGAAGGCAGUAGUUCUGGAAAAGCCACUGGGUACGAGACAGGUGCUAAAGUUGAACGAGCUGAUGGAUAUGAACCACCAGUCCAAGAAUCUGUUUAAAGUUCAGACUUCAAAUAGUGGCAAAUAAAAAGUGCUAUUUGUGAAAAAACAAAAAAAAACUUAGCCAAGUUGAAACAGAUAUCUUAAAUUGUCCUAUAACUGUUUUAAAAGUUGAAUUCGUGAUUCAAAAGCUAUUGAAAAUCUCUGGGCCUAGAUGGUUUCACUGGAAAAUUUUACCAAACAUUCAAAGAAUUAACACCAAUUCGAUACAACACUACAAUUUGUUCCCAGAAGUAAUAGUGGAGUGAAUACUAAUCAACUCAUUUUGAGACUGUAUUACCCUAAUACCAUAACCAAAGACAGCACAGAAAAGCAAACUACAGACCAGCAUCUUUGAUGAAAUUAAAUACAAAAAUCCUCAAUAAAAUUUUAGUAAAUUAUAUCCAGCCCCAACCAAGUGGAAUUUAGUCUAGAUAUACAAGUAUUUUACAGUAUUAAAAAAUCAAUGUGAUUCACCAUAUCAACAGGCUAAAGAAGGAAAUUCAUGUGAUUACAUCAAUUGAUACAGAAAAUCUUUUGAAAAAAAUCAGCACCCAUUCAUGAUUUAAAAAAAUAAUAACUGUCAGCACACUAGAAAUACAGGGGAAUGUUCUCAACCUCACAAUAGGCAUCUGCAAAAACCCUGCAUCUAAUAUUAUACAGGUGGAAGACUGAAUGAUUUCCCUCUACAAUUAGAGAAAAGGCAAGCAUGUAACUUUUACCACUCAUAUUUGACAUUGUACUAUAAGUUGUAGUUACUGCAAUAAAGCAAGAAGAGGCAUACAGAAUUGAAAAGAUGAAAUAAAGUUGUUGCUAUUUCAAGUUGAUAUGAUUAUCUGCAUGGGAAAUCCCCAGAACUCUACAAAAAUACUCCUGAAACUAAAAAGUGAAUUCAUUAUAGUUGCAGGAUACAAGAUCAGUACACAAAAAUCAAUUGAAUUUAUUUGACAAUGAGCAAGUGGAAACUGAUACAAAAAAUGUAAUGCCAUUUACAGUUGUUCCAAAGAAUGUGAAAAAGAAUGCUAACAAAACAUAUGCAAUAUGAAAUGCAAUUAAAUGACAAAAUGCUGAUGAAAAAAAUCUAAGAAGUCCUAAAUACUUGGAGAGAUACAUUGUUUAUGAAUCAGAAGACUCACAAUAGUAAAAAGGGCAAUUCUUGUUAAAUUGGAGAGAUAAUACAAUUCUUACUAAAAUCUCAGAAAAUAUUUUUUAAUAUAGACAGGGUUAUUUUAAAAUUUAUAUGGAAAGAGAAGGACCUUAAAGUAACUAAAACAAUUUUGAAGAAGAACAACUUGGGAAGAAUAACUCUUCCUGAUGUUGAGGCUAACAUAUAGCUACAGUAAUCAAAACAGUGUAGUAGUGGCAAAGGGAUAGACACAUAGAUCAAUGGAACACUAUGGAGAGUCCCAGAAUAGAUGCACACAAAUAUAUAUGCCUAACUGAUUCUUGACAAAUACAUAAAAGCAAUUCAGUGGAGUAGGAGUAACCUUUUCAGUAUUAUUGUGGGAGGAAUUGGACAUCCAUAAGCUCUAUCAACCUUGACCUAAACCUCAAACAAUAUAAAAUAAUUACCUCAAAACAGAUCAUGGGCUUUCAUAUGAAGCUGCGAAACUUCUAAUAAAAAGAAAAGAAAA